CCUCUUGUUGGGAUGGACCUGUUGGAUAAAAGGACCAUUUUCUAACGGACACUUGUGUGUUAUACAGACGAUCAUGCACUGGGGACCAUUCUGUCAGACGGUAUAACACAACAACCCCCCCCCCCCCCCCUCCCAAAAAAUAGGCCUUUCAAGUAGCAUCCGAAGGCACCAUGACGGGGAAGCAAGGCUCCGUGCUGUCGGAAAGUUUACGCCUAUCGGAGAAACCCUCUCUGGGCACCAACGGAGGGAGUAACGGCCACCAGCCGAAGAGCAGCGCCACCCAUCCGCCGACCAGGUGCACCGGCUUCGGCAUCCAGGAGAUACUGGGGCUCAACAAGGAGCCGUCCGCGGCACUGCGGAGCCCGCUCAGCUCGCUGCCGGCCGGCGCGCACCUGAUCGCCGCCAGGUCCCUGCUGGGCCCCGCCGGCAUGGGCAUGGGUGUCGGGAUGGGAUUAAUCGACCCGGGUAGAAUUCCGUCGUUUUACAGACAACCGGCGUUUUUGGAGAGCGUGCUGUCGAACGCGCACGACGUUCACCUGCAGCCUCGCGGCGGGGACGGCGGGCCGCUGGACACCAGUCAGUCCGCGAGCUCAGAUUCAGACGACUUAUCUUCAAAUGAAAGAAAACUCUCAAAGUCAUCAGUAAGUCAAAGCAAGAAACGGAAGAAAAGACGCCACCGGACCAUAUUCACUUCAUAUCAGCUGGAGGAGCUGGAAAAGGCCUUUAAUGAAGCUCACUACCCGGAUGUUUACGCCCGAGAGAUGUUGGCCAUGAAGACAGAGCUACCUGAAGACAGGAUACAGGUGUGGUUUCAGAACCGCCGAGCCAAGUGGAGGAAGCGGGAGAAGUGCUGGGGCCGCAGCACCGUGAUGGCGGAGUACGGGCUGUACGGGGCCAUGGUGAGGCACUCCAUCCCCCUGCCGGAGUCCAUCCUCAAGUCCGCCAAGGACGGCGUGAUGGAGUCCUGCGCCCCCUGGCUGCUGGGGAUGCACAAAAAGUCCACGGAGGCGGUGGGGCCCCCGGCGACGGGACAGUGCGACGCGCCCCGGCAGCCGACCCCCCAGCGGGCGGAGGAGGCCGAGGUGGCGGCGGAGAAGAGGUCGGAGGGCAAGUCCGCCAUGUCGAAAGAGGAACUGAGAGAGCACAGCAUCGCCGCGCUCAGGGCCAAGGCGCAGGAGCACAGCGCCAAAGUGCUGGGGACCGCCUCCCGGGAGGAGAGACGGGGGCGCGAGGGCAAGACCGGCGACCCCCCGAGUCCCGCGGGGGAGGAGACGAGUCCUUAGGAGGCCCGUCCCCCCCCCCCCCCCACCCCGCGGAACCGAUGUAUCCCCUCGCCUGGACUUCUUUGAAGGGAAGGGGUCACCUGGUUCACUGCUGCACAGAGGAUGCCAAAUGCACUUUUAUAUGCUUUUUUCUCCCCCCCCGAUAUACAGUCGUUGUUGCUCGUGCCUGGCAGAGGGGAUUUGACCGUGUAGGGGGUGUUAAUACCGCUGUAUAAAGAGAGUCAGAUGAGUCAAUUAAAUCAAUUUGAACGUUGCUUGCACAGCUGCUGAAUAAAAAAAAAACCCUCCCACCGACAGAAAGUAAUUGUUGUCCCACUUCACACUGUAUAUACUCGCGAUAUGAAUCCCUCUCGCCGGGGCACAACUUUACAUGUGGUCUUGAAAAAUGUUCUGUGUUUUCAUUUUCAAAAUAUGUAAAACUCAAGA
This is a messenger RNA of Pungitius pungitius (ninespine stickleback), 1709 nucleotides long. RefSeq names its product visual system homeobox 2 (gene vsx2). Gene Ontology annotation, cellular component: nucleus. The coding region runs from base 171 to 1283 and encodes 370 amino acids. Lineage: Eukaryota; Metazoa; Chordata; Actinopteri; Perciformes; Gasterosteidae. Gene Ontology annotation, molecular function: sequence-specific double-stranded DNA binding; DNA-binding transcription factor activity, RNA polymerase II-specific. The transcript has 5 exons. The record is from RefSeq and is a predicted model, not a curated record. Gene Ontology annotation, biological process: regulation of transcription by RNA polymerase II.